Molecule: messenger RNA, 735 nt
Organism: Hepatospora eriocheir
Lineage: Eukaryota; Fungi; Microsporidia; Hepatosporidae
Source: the annotation of a GenBank genome assembly
AUGUUUUAUACAAAGGGAUGUGUACAUGACGUAAAUGAUUGUAUUGAAUUAAUAAACAGGGUAGUAAAAGGUGAAAUAAAAAUAAUGAAUAGAAGAUUGAAACUAUGUGAACAAGACCUUUUAAGUCCAGGAAUGAUUUUUAUCUACAAUGAACGAACAAGUAAUAUUAAGAGAUGGACAGACAAAAAGAAGUGGCUGCCAUCGAGAAAAAUCAAGUGUUUUCUUUCUUAUACUCAUCAGUCAUACAAAUUUGUAAAGAAAACGUAUUCACGUGUUACUGAUAGUGGCGUAUAUCAUAUUAUUGCAUACUCACUAGCCAGGUGGGAAACCGAUAAAUCAUGUUGUGAGUUAAGUUCCAAUGAUUUUGACAGCUUAAUACACAGUGUUAAGAUAGUGACAGAUAUCAUACAACCAACACAUAAGAUGUUUUAUAAUGAAAUGUACUAUAAGGGACAGAGUGGUGUAAUUCCACAACCUUAUUUCUAUGAACAACACAUGUACAGAAAUAACUUUAAUCUAAUCAAUUCAAACAUUCAAAAUGAAAAUGAAAUAGAGAUAAGCAGAAAUGACAGUCAGAUUUUAAGAAACUCAAUGACAAAAUCAAAGAAAAAUAAUUCACUUGAUGAAUUUUUAUUAGAAAAUUUUAAAAAUGAUGACAUCGCUAUCAACAGUGAUAUCAUGCAACCUAGAAAAGAUAACGUUAAUAAUCCAUUCAUGUUUAAUAGCGGUGAAUAA